Molecule: messenger RNA, 1551 nt
Organism: Fonsecaea multimorphosa CBS 102226
Lineage: Eukaryota; Fungi; Ascomycota; Eurotiomycetes; Chaetothyriales; Herpotrichiellaceae
Exons: 2
Coding region: 1-1551 (516 amino acids)
Source: RefSeq, a predicted model, not a curated record
AUGUCCACCCUACCUGAAGAACGAGUUCUGAAACCCCUCGAUCCCGUCCCCAACGAUGUCAACGACUGGCCGGAUUUUGCUUUGCGAGAAACAAAAAUCUUCUACCAAGGAAAAGGCCGAUAUGCAGAUCUGCUACAAGCCUCGGAAGAGACACCCCUCUGUGUCGUGGGAGAAUUGAUGCCUUUGGACGACGAGCAGGAACAUAUUGCCUUGAUAGAGAAGCCAUUGUAUGCACGAAUAAAGAUCGACAACGUUACAAAUUACAGCUUUGGUCAAGAUGACAAUGGGAAGCCUGUCAUUUGGGCUGCGGGAAAGGCAGGCUGGUACGAGAUUUCACCCUCAGAUCGCUAUCUGAGUCAUUACAACGACACAUUAGAGGCCAUCGAUUUGUUCUAUUUCAUGGUCGACCAGCAUCAGAAGCUCGCACGGAAACACCAGAAGUUUGGCUUUAUGAUCGACCCAUUUCUCACCGAAUACCAGAAGCACACGGGCUAUCGGAUUGACGACGAUGACGAAGCCAUGGAGACGAUCCACAAACAUCACCGCUUCCUUCUCAGGCAGAUGCUUGAAGAGAGGGAAGGGAUCGAUUGGUCUCAGACGUAUCUGUGGAAGCAUUUAGCUGAGACUUACGCCGACGAACUGGAGGAGUUGAAGGCCACCUUAGCAUCAUCGAAUCAGAAUAGCCUACCAGAGGCUUCCGACUCGUCCGAGGAAGAGGACGCAGACGAAGACGAAGACGAGGUGGACGAGGGACCGCGCCAGGAAAGAGAGGGCACGUCAGAAGGAUCCGAUGGUGACGAAUCUGAAGCUAGUUCCGAGGCAGCCUCUUCCAGUGCGACUGAAACCAAGCCGGAGCCUAUUGAUUGGACCAGGCCUAUAUGGGAUAUGCUGAACAUCCUGCGAAAGUCGGCCAACUUCAAUAUGAGACACUGUGGAAUUGACGAAGCCGCCACGGAGCUACAAAAGUUACCUGCAUUCGAGGGGUCGCAUGAAGACGCAGUGGCCGCUUUUGAACGCUCAGCAGAACCAUUACUGAAACUAAUGAAUGAAGCAAAACUCCGAAAGAAAUUCAAUUGGUCUACCCGGAGAAUAUACGAUGAGCUGGAAGCCACGCUGGCCGACGUGGUGGCGGAUGAGACCAUGAAGACUCCCCGCAAACCAGGCGGAGGGAAACCCCAGCGGCACCGAAUGAAGUCUGUGCUUCGUCCUAGUGGCGCUAGCAAAUCACACAAACGCGCAAGAGGCGUCGUGGAAGAGGACGAAGACGAAGUGAUGAGUGACGUUCCCAUUUCAUCGCCAGUAGCUCGACGGCAAGCUGGUCCUCCGCCGCCCAGCAGGAUGAGGGAAGCUACGGCAGAUUCGGCACCCAGUCGCGAAGAUAGUCCCAGUCGACAACUCAAUGGCCAUUUGGAUCCUGACGCGUUACCUGAGCUACCGCCUGGACCGGAAGCGCAAGAAAUGAUUGACUUGGUGGCUCAGGAGGCCAAGCGAGUUGGUCGGCAGCAUCAGACAAGUCAUCUGCAAGCAUUCCUGGGGCAGUGGGUUGUCUGA